CAGAGCGGUGGGCAUUGUCACGUGCAGCCGCCUGGCGCGGAUUGGCUCCCGGCUCGCGAGCUCCCGGGGGAUUGGCCGCGGCGGGGGAGGCUGCGUCGGCGCGGCGGCUGUGGGGCCGACAGCAGCCCGCAGGGAUGGAGGUCCUGGACGAGUUCGACCGCGAGUUCCCCCAGAGCGUGACCUUCUGCCGACUCAUCUCCGAGGAGGACUUCGAGAGGCAGGCGGCCACCUGCACGGAGCGCGCGCUGCGCCGCCUCUUCCGCAGCAUCGACCGCAACCCCGCGCUGGCCGAGAGGGUGGUGCGCAAGGCCAAGCUGGCCGAGUACGAGCGGCGCGGGCUCUUCUCCUUCUUCUGGGCAAAGUUCUUCUGUGCAGUGCAGGGGGAGCUGAACUGUUGCAACAGCAUGGGUGCCCUGGAGAUGCACCAGCGCCUGGAGCAGCUGAAGAGGAGCAUCCACCGCGUGCAUCUCUACUCCCAGGAUGCCAAGAAGAAGAGAAGAAAGCCAAAAUUGAAAUCAGAACCCAUCCUCUUGCGAGAUCGGUCAACCUCCCCAUGCCUGGCACCAACCUUGCUGCCACCUCCACCACUGCUGUCACCCACCACCACCAUGGCCUCUGCGGUGGCCCCAUCACCCCCUGUCUACACUAUGCCGAGGGCCUUUGGCCCCUUCCCUCCACUACCCAGCAAAUCGAUGGAGAAGUUGGAGGUUGCAAGGUCAGAAGUGAAAUUAAACUGGGCUGGCCUGUCAUCGAACCCAAAGAGCCACAUGGUUGAUCUGACUCCCUUGGUCCUCAACCCCGGAGGCUUCCAUUUCUCAUACCUGACUGGAAACAGUGCGCACAAGCUCCAUUGCCCUGGCUUCCCCUGGACCUCGGCUUGUAGUGGCUCCCCCAAUACCGAGGAGACGCCACCUGCUCCUGUGAAGGCCUCCAUCUUCACCCCACCUGUCUUGCUCAAGUUCCAGCCUGUGCCAAGACCCAAAGAUGACUCUGAGAAUGAUCCUAGCAGCACAGAGUCUGUGCCCCAAAAGAGGGGCCCAUAGCCUCUUCCCUACAGACCAUGGCUAAAGGAAUGAAUAAAGUUCCCAUGGAGGUGCCUUA
This is a messenger RNA of Canis lupus familiaris (dog), 1101 nucleotides long. RefSeq lists its product as uncharacterized. The transcript has 7 exons. The coding region runs from base 135 to 1043 and encodes 302 amino acids. The record is from RefSeq and is a predicted model, not a curated record. NCBI's taxonomy places the organism in Eukaryota, Metazoa, Chordata, Mammalia, Carnivora, Canidae.